Nycticebus coucang (slow loris) is the source of this 1662-nucleotide messenger RNA. Its product is annotated as F-actin-capping protein subunit alpha-2-like. Gene Ontology annotation, biological process: actin cytoskeleton organization; barbed-end actin filament capping. The record is from RefSeq and is a predicted model, not a curated record. Gene Ontology annotation, molecular function: actin filament binding. The transcript has a single exon. Bases 9 to 869 code for a protein of 286 amino acids. Lineage: Eukaryota; Metazoa; Chordata; Mammalia; Primates; Lorisidae. Gene Ontology annotation, cellular component: actin cortical patch; F-actin capping protein complex.
GAAGGAAGAUGGCGGAUCUGGAGGAGCAGUUGUCUGAUGAAGAGAAGGUACGUAUAGCAGCAAAAUUCAUCAUUCAUGCCCCUCCUGGAGAAUUUAAUGAGGUGUUUAAUGAUGUUCGGUUACUGCUUAAUAAUGACAAUCUUCUCAGGGAAGGAGCAGCCCAUGCUUUUGCACAGUAUAACUUGGACCAGUUUACUCCAGUGAAAAUUGAAGGUUAUGAAAAUCAGGUAUUGAUAACAGAACAUGGCGACUUGGGAAAUGGAAAAUUUUUGGAUCCAAAAAACAGAAUUUGUUUCAAAUUUGAUCACUUAAGAAAGGAAGCAACUGACCCAAGACCCUAUGAAGCAGAAAAUGCAAUUGAAUCCUGGAGAACUUCAGUAGAAACUGCUUUGCGAGCUUAUGUAAAAGAACAUUACCCAAACGGGGUCUGCACUGUGUAUGGUAAAAAAAUAGAUGGACAGCAAACCAUUAUUGCAUGCAUAGAAAGCCAUCAGUUCCAAGCAAAAAACUUUUGGAAUGGUCGUUGGAGGUCAGAGUGGAAGUUUACAAUCACUCCAUCAACCACUCAGGUGGUUGGCAUCUUGAAAAUUCAGGUUCAUUAUUAUGAAGAUGGUAAUGUUCAGCUAGUGAGUCAUAAAGAUAUACAAGAUUCUCUAACAGUGUCUAAUGAAGUGCAAACAGCAAGAGAAUUUAUAAAGAUUGUAGAAGCUGCAGAGAACGAAUACCAGACUGCCAUCAGUGAAAAUUAUCAGACGAUGUCGGACACUACUUUCAAAGCCUUAAGUCGACAGUUGCCAGUUACGCGCACUAAGAUUGAUUGGAACAAGAUCCUUAGCUACAAGAUUGGCAAAGAGAUGCAAAAUGCAUAAGAUGAACAUUGCAUGACCGGAUCAUUUUAGUGUCUUUGCGUUAAAGAAAUUAUUGCAAAAGUAUUCAGAACUGUCAGUCUGCCCAGUCAGAUGGGCUGAUGCCAUUUAAAAUCACUAUAAUUAACUAGUUUGGUUAGAGCACAAAGCUUAGCUAAUCAACCAUUAUUUUCCAUUUCUUUUGUUCAAAGAGGAUUACAAAUCAGUUUAGUUUAAAUGUCUUUUACUUUCUAUUAUGUCUUUCUUUCUUACAAUGAAGAGAAGAUUCCUCUAGAUUAUAGUUAAAAGUUUUUGAAGUGUCUCAAAAAUAUUUUACUUACUAUAACCCUAAAAUUAUUGUCUUUUGGUUUAUGAAAUGGGUAACUUUUGAUAUUUGCCCAGUUCUUUUUAAUGGGGUCAAUAAUGGACAUUAUAGUUUAAGGUGGUUGAUGGAUUUAGCCAUAUAUGCUGCUAAAGAAAUUGUCUACCUUUUCUCCCUCACCUCUUCCAUUUAUGUAAGACUGAGAUUAGAGGGAAAGCAUUUUCUAUAUCAAUUGUGUUUAAACCUUUCAAGGAGGUUUUUUAGCAAGCUUAGUGUUUAACUAAACUUUUUUUAAACAAGGCCAAGGUCUAACGCUGUUUUGAGAUUCUGAAAUUAAAUGAAAAUACUUAUUUCAGAAAUGCAUUUAAUGCUUUUUUUCUCUUGUGACAGUUACUCAAAUUAGCUUGAAUUCCAUAUGUCCCUGAGUUAUUUUUAUCAUAAAGCCACAAAUGUAUUAUAACAAGUCAAAUUGUAAUAUAUAUAAUCCUGAACUCA